Molecule: messenger RNA, 1677 nt
Organism: Marchantia polymorpha subsp. ruderalis
Lineage: Eukaryota; Viridiplantae; Streptophyta; Marchantiopsida; Marchantiales; Marchantiaceae
Source: the annotation of a GenBank genome assembly
GAUAAGCUCUUUAUCGCCUCUUCUCGAAGCGCGAUGACGAAGGGCGACGAGUCGUCCUGCGAGGCAGAGCAGAGCAGACGAGGCGGAGCCAGAGUGCGAUUCAAUGGCGCUCACGGCCAGCGCUGGAAUUGGAAUCGCGGUUGCUCCCGUCGCGCGAGACGUCGUGAGCGUGUUCGAGGGAUGCGCGUUUCCCUCCAGAUUGUCGCGCGUUCCUGCUGGAGUGCCAUGCGGCUGUGCCUGGCAGGCGCAGAGUCCUCUGAAAUUGACCCGCGGACGUUGUGUUCAUGUCGUUCCCGCAGCGGCUCGAGUCGAGGAAGGGGCGAGUGGGUCGGCAGCAUCUGGAGUGGAUGUUUAUAAGCCAGCCUCGUAUGACGUCUUGGUUUCCGAUGCGUCUUCGGCAGUAGCCUUCGCUCUCGAGGAAGGGAAACUACGCAUGGAAGUUGAUUUUCCACCAUUGCCCAGCAGCGUGUCCGGCUACAAGGGACAAUCAGACGAGUUUAUAGAUGCAAACAUUCAGCUGGCGGUCACCUUGGGUCGGAAAUUGAAUGAAUUGAAGGGGAUUUCUUCAAAAAUCAUUUUUCCAGAUCAGCCAGAGAGACGGAGGGCUUCACGACUUUUCAAGUCUGCUCUAGAACUCACGACGUGCAUCAGCUUCGGCUGUUUAGAUGAUGUUCCUGGAGGAGCAGGGAAAUCUAUUCUUGGACAACUAAGAAGUGUCUUUGACUUCGAUUUUGAAGAAGAUGUGGAAGGACAACAGAAUGAUUCGCCAGAUGUAUACAUUAUCGUAAACUGUACCACCAAUGAGCUGCCUGCUGUGGAGCAAUAUGUGGAAACAUUUGCAAAGAGUUCCCCGGUCAUCCUCUUCAAUCUAGAGACCGAUACAUUGAGAUCAGAUCUUGGCCUAUUUGGUUUCCCGACUAAGGAUAUACACUACCGAUUUCUUGCGCAAUAUAUGCCUGUGUUCUACAUUCGACAGAGAGACUACUCCAAGAGUAUUCCUGUUGCGCCAUUCAUCCUCAACUAUAGCGGAGCUCUUUUCCGCAAGUAUCCAGGCCCAUGGCAGGUGAUGCUGAAACAGGUCGAUGGUUCUUAUGCCUGCGUAGCUGAAGCCAAAGAAAGAUACACCUUGGGACAGACCAAGGAAGAACUGCUGACGUCAUUAGGUCUCCAAGAGGAGGAAGGUUCAACGUUGGCGUUUCUUAGACGAGGUUACAAGACAUCUACGUGGUGGGAAGACGAUCUCGAACUUGAGGAGUCCUCUGCGUGGAGGAGUUGACCUGUGAAGCAAAUUUUGUAAACCAUGUGUAGAAUACGGUCGGUAAGAAGGGGUCAAGAGUAAUAAAGCGUGCAAAAUGACGGAAAUGACGAACCGCGUGCAUUGUGGUUAUUCGACUGCAUCUGUCAAAUGUAUCUAUCAUCUUAAUUUCAUCUUCACCUAUUGUUCUACAAGCAUCGCCGUAACUACUGGAUGAGCUUGUUUGGUGUGAGCCCCAGUAAAUAAGCUAACUGGUAUUUUCUCUCAACCAUUGUUCACUGAAGAGGCUUCAAACUGCAGUGCGAGCAAGGCAUCAUUUGUUUUCCUUGGGAUUUACCAUUCUAAAAUCCAAGUUCAAAUUCGCGAAUCACUUGAUGUUUACAGAAUAUAAGGGCUCAUUUCAUGUACCUAUCGUUAUUGUG